Juglans regia (Persian walnut) is the source of this 3322-nucleotide messenger RNA. RefSeq names its product plasma membrane ATPase 4-like. Gene Ontology annotation, biological process: proton export across plasma membrane; regulation of intracellular pH. Gene Ontology annotation, cellular component: plasma membrane. The record is from RefSeq and is a predicted model, not a curated record. The transcript is spliced from 16 exons. The coding region runs from base 251 to 3115 and encodes 954 amino acids. Gene Ontology annotation, molecular function: ATP hydrolysis activity; ATP binding; P-type proton-exporting transporter activity. NCBI's taxonomy places the organism in Eukaryota, Viridiplantae, Streptophyta, Magnoliopsida, Fagales, Juglandaceae.
AUAAAAUCAAAAUAGGCAGGAACCCAAGUGCCUCAUUGCGUCCUUCGUAAUCAUACAACACCGUCGGCAUCUACUCUCUCUCUCUCUGCCAUUUGAUUUUCUUUUUCCUUUUUCAUUUUUGACGCAGUGGUUGUAGUUCUUCCACCAUGUAUUUUCUACUAUAAAUUUGAUCUGCUUCUCUCGCUUAAGGGGUUUCUGUUCCGAUUCCGUUUCUUGUUACCUCAGGCUAUAGUUUCGCCUGCUUUCCAACAUGGCUAGCGACAAGGGCAUCAGUCUUGAGGAGAUUAAAAAUGAGUCUGUUGAUCUGGAAAGAAUUCCAAUUGAGGAAGUGUUCGAGCAGUUGAAAUGUUCAAGGGAAGGUCUAACGUCAGAGGAAGGAGCCAACAGGCUUCAAGUUUUUGGACCAAACAAACUAGAAGAGAAAAAGGAAAGCAAAGUUCUCAAGUUUUUGGGUUUUAUGUGGAACCCAUUAUCUUGGGUCAUGGAAGCUGCUGCAAUCAUGGCUAUAGCCUUGGCAAAUGGCGGUGGAAGACCUCCAGAUUGGCAGGAUUUUGUUGGUAUUGUUGUCCUAUUGGUGAUUAACUCGACAAUCAGUUUCAUCGAAGAAAACAAUGCUGGCAAUGCUGCUGCAGCCCUUAUGGCUGGUCUUGCCCCCAAGACUAAGGUUCUGAGAGAUGGUCGGUGGAGUGAACAGGAUGCUUCCAUUUUGGUUCCAGGAGACAUUAUUAGCAUCAAAUUGGGAGAUAUUAUUCCUGCUGAUGCCCGUCUUCUAGAGGGUGAUCCUUUAAAAAUUGACCAAUCUGCUCUAACUGGAGAAUCCCUUCCUGUUACUAAGAACCCUUCAGAUGAAGUAUUUUCUGGCUCAACUUGUAAACAGGGUGAAAUAGAGGCAGUCGUGAUCGCUACUGGCGUCCACACCUUUUUCGGUAAAGCUGCGCAUUUGGUUGAUAGCACCAAUCAAGUUGGGCACUUCCAGAAAGUUCUCACUGCAAUUGGUAAUUUCUGCAUUUGUUCAAUCGCUGUUGGAAUAGCCGUUGAGCUUAUUGUCAUGUACCCAAUACAACAUCGCGAGUAUAGGGAUGGAAUUGACAAUCUUCUGGUUCUCUUGAUCGGGGGAAUUCCGAUUGCCAUGCCUACUGUUUUGUCUGUCACCAUGGCCAUUGGCUCCCACAGGCUCUCUCAGCAGGGUGCUAUUACAAAGAGAAUGACUGCCAUUGAAGAAAUGGCUGGCAUGGAUGUCCUCUGCAGUGACAAAACUGGGACUCUAACCCUGAAUAAGUUGACCGUUGACAGAAAUUUGAUAGAAGUGUUUGCUAAGGGCGUGGAGAAAGAGCAUGUUAUGCUUCUUGCAGCAAGGGCUUCUAGGACUGAAAAUCAAGAUGCCAUUGAUGCUGCUAUUGUAGGGAUGCUUGCUGAUCCGAAGGAGGCGCGAGCUGGUGUCAAAGAGAUUCAUUUCUUUCCAUUCAACCCUGUCGAUAAGAGGACUGCUCUUACCUACAUCGAUGAAAGUGGAAAUUGGCACCGUGCCAGUAAAGGUGCUCCUGAGCAGAUAAUAAACCUUUGCAACUGCAAGGAAGAUGUUAGGAAAAGGGUUCAUGCAGUGAUUGAUAAGUUUGCUGAACGUGGUCUUCGAUCUUUAGCUGUUGCAAGACAGGAAAUACCUGAGAAAACAAAAGAUAGUCCAGGAGCACCUUGGCAGUUCGUUGGUUUGUUGCCUCUCUUUGAUCCUCCUAGGCAUGACAGUGCAGAAACCAUCAGAAGAGCACUUAACCUUGGAGUGAAUGUCAAGAUGAUUACAGGGGAUCAGCUUGCCAUUGGCAAGGAAACGGGUCGGAGGCUUGGAAUGGGAACAAAUAUGUACCCCUCUUCUUCAUUGCUUGGCCAAAACAAGGAUGCUUCAAUUGCAGCCCUUCCCGUAGACGAGUUGAUCGAGAAGGCUGAUGGGUUUGCAGGAGUUUUUCCAGAACACAAAUAUGAAAUUGUGAAGAAGCUGCAAGAGAGGAAGCACAUCUGUGGAAUGACAGGAGAUGGUGUCAAUGAUGCCCCUGCUUUAAAGAAGGCAGAUAUUGGAAUUGCUGUUGCUGAUGCUACUGAUGCUGCUAGAGGUGCUUCGGACAUUGUACUCACUGAACCUGGUUUGAGUGUAAUUAUUAGUGCUGUGCUGACCAGCAGGGCCAUUUUCCAGAGGAUGAAGAAUUACACAAUAUAUGCAGUUUCAAUCACAAUUCGUAUAGUGUUUGGAUUCAUGUUUAUUGCUUUGAUAUGGAAGUUCGAUUUCGCACCAUUCAUGGUUCUAAUCAUUGCCAUAUUAAACGACGGUACGAUCAUGACAAUAUCAAAGGAUCGGGUGAAGCCAUCUCCACAGCCAGACAGCUGGAAACUGAAAGAAAUUUUUGCUACUGGCAUUGUGCUCGGAGGUUACUUGGCACUAAUGACAGUGAUAUUCUUUUGGGUUAUGAAAGACACCGACUUUUUCUCGGACAAAUUUCACGUGAGAUCAUUGAGACAUAACGAUAAAGAAAUGAUGGCGGCUUUGUACCUGCAAGUUAGUAUUAUAAGCCAGGCCCUUAUUUUCGUCACAAGGUCUCGCAGCUGGUCCUUCAUUGAACGACCUGGACUUCUCUUGCUCACUGCUUUUGUACUUGCUCAGCUGGUAGCUACUUUCAUAGCCGUCUAUGCAGAUUGGGGUUUUGCACGUAUUAAAGGAGCUGGGUGGGGUUGGGCCGGUGUAGUCUGGCUUUAUAGUAUUGUAACGUAUUUCCCACUUGAUUGCCUCAAAUUUGCAAUCCGAUACAUUCAAAGUGGGAAGGCCUGGGAUAAUCUUUUGGAGAACAAGACUGCUUUCACUACAAAGAAAGACUAUGGCAAAGAAGAGAGAGAAGCACAGUGGGCAACUGCGCAGAGGACCCUACAUGGUCUUCAACCACCUGAAACAUCCAACGUCUUCUCUGAUAAGAGUAGUUACAGGGAGCUUUCAGAGAUUGCAGAGCAAGCCAAGCGACGAGCUGAGGUUGCAAGGCUAAGGGAGCUUCAUACCCUGAAGGGGCAUGUUGAGUCAGUGGUGAAGCUGAAAGGACUAGAUAUCGAUACAAUCCAGCAACAUUACACAGUUUAAAAAGUUCAUAUAGUCUUCCUUAGAGAGAGAUCUCUAGUUUCAUGUUUUCCCAGAUAAUGCCAUUCAUGAUGAUAGAGAUGGCCUAAAACUUUAUCUCUAGGUCAGAGUGAUAAUCCUCUUGGUAAAAUUCCAGUAGUUACUAUAUUGCCUGUUAAUUUUUAUCUAUUAUAAGUGCAGAAGAAGGCACUGUUCUCUUUUGAAGCCAAA